CCGGGCGAGGCGCCCACCAGGAGGAAUGGCACUACUCCUGCUGAGUCUAGGGCUGAGGCUGGUCUCUGCCCAGGAGCUCGACCCCCGAGCCAUUGUGCGGAAGAGCUAUGACAUGGCCAAGGUUUCGGGGGUCUGGUAUUCAGUGUCCAUGGCGUCCGAUGACAUGAAGCGGAUCGAGGAAAAUGGGGACCUGAGGGUCUUCAUACGGAAUAUUGAAAGCUUGAAAGACGGCGGACUGAGGUUCCAUUUCCUGUUCAUGGUGCACGGGGAGUGCGUGCAGGUGGCCGUGGUCUGCGAGAGAACAGAGAAGGACGGCGAGUACGCGGUCAGCUAUGAAGGCGACAAUAAGGUGCUCCUGUUGGAGACUGAUUAUAAACUGUACAUCACCUUCCAUCUCCGGAACAUGAGAAACGGGACAGACACCAACGUGCUGGCACUCUAUGGACGGGUGCCGAACCUGAGUCCCAGCUUCCUGAACAGAUUUGAAAAAGUCUGCAGAAAGUACGGACUGGGUCCACAGAACAUCAUCAGCCUGAGCAACCAAAAUACCUGUUUCAAAUACAAGAAGUAGAGGAACCCGCCCAGGCCUUUUGGACCCUGAGAUCGUGACCUGAGCUGAAGGCAGACGUUUCACCGACUGAGCCACCCAGGCUGAACACAGUGGUCCCCGCGCCUCGGGACGUGGCUCGGCGUGCACAGGAAGGAGCGUGAUGGUCUCAAGGCGGCGGUGCCGAGUGAUAGCUGCCAACCCCAAAAAGUGACACUUUACGAUUGCCUUGGCCCAACAGUCUCGAAAACCACAGAAACAGAGAACCACUCUGUGAUUUCCAGGGCUUAGGGGUGGGGAGGGGGUGCGGCCUGAAGGGGGGUCCCCACGAAUCUGGACUUUGGUGGAGGGUGUGGGAGCCUGCGUGCACCAGGAAAAGUGCGUGCCUGUAGAUGCACACUCACACGCUCCCCGCAGCGCAG
This is a messenger RNA of Zalophus californianus (California sea lion), 969 nucleotides long. RefSeq names its product lipocalin 9 (gene LCN9). The record is from RefSeq and is a predicted model, not a curated record. The transcript has 7 exons. NCBI's taxonomy places the organism in Eukaryota, Metazoa, Chordata, Mammalia, Carnivora, Otariidae. Gene Ontology annotation, molecular function: small molecule binding. Bases 26 to 571 code for a protein of 181 amino acids.